Molecule: messenger RNA, 2627 nt
Organism: Pseudogymnoascus verrucosus
Lineage: Eukaryota; Fungi; Ascomycota; Leotiomycetes; Thelebolales; Thelebolaceae
Exons: 3
Coding region: 1-2598 (865 amino acids)
Molecular function (GO): zinc ion binding
Source: RefSeq, a predicted model, not a curated record
AUGCCUGCACCACCAUAUGGGUCAGAGUCAACCUGGUCAUGGCCAGAGGAGGUAGUUGCCGAUGAUCUUCGCGAUCAAGCUUCGCCGGAAAGUUCAUUUACUCAGAGAGACUUUCGUCACGCAAAACAACCAUCCGAGACGAAACCAGCACCCCCACCCCAUGAGGGCGAGGCCAGCUCCAGUGAUCCUCCAAAGAAACAAAAAUACUACGGUUCAAGGACCUGCAGGAUUUGUCUGGAGGAAGUGCACCCGUCAUUCGAGACUGGUCCGGAAGGCCUCGCUGGCGUGGUCGCUCCAACUCCGACGGUGAAGUACGUGUCGGAAGAUCCGGAAUCCGGACGGCUAAUUCGACCAUGCAAGUGCAAAGGAUCACAGUCAUAUGUUCAUGAAGGAUGUCUACAGGGGUGGCGACACGCCGAUCCAUCAUACAGGCGACGCAAUUACUUCGAAUGCCCCACAUGUAAAUACACAUACCGUCUGGAGAGGAUGCGAUGGAGCAAGUGGAUUGGCAGUACCAUGACCCAAAUUGCUCUCACCCUGCUGAUUCUUUGGGCCACCGUGUUCUUGCUUGGCUUCGUUGCGGAACCAAUUGUCAAGCUAUACUUGGAUCCGGUGGCAACGUUGACUACCAACCCGUGGACAACAUUCCGCGAACCUCUCAUAGAAUUUGAGGAGGGUGAGGAAUGGACAUGGUCUGAGCAUCUUCUAAAAGGAUUCGCAUCUCUAGGGCUAUUAGGUCUCUUGAAGUCCUUUAUCAUGUCCCCGUUUCAGUGGCUGAAUUUUAGGUGGGUGGUUGGAGGUGGUGGUAGAGCCAGAAGGGGAGGAACCGGGCGAGAGAGACUUGAGGAUAUCAGCGUGUCGAUGAUUCUCAUUGGAGUUGCCACAAUCCUAUACGCAAUUUGGAAAGGAGUUAGGGCCUGGAGCCGGAAUACCCUUGAGAAAGCUGGUGAACGUGUGGUUGACGUACAUGGAGAAGACGACGAUGAUGAAGAGCCAGAUGCAGGCCCGAGUCAUGCUGCCGCGUCUGGAAAUGACAACACAGACGGGAGCACUGGUUCGGCUACUGAAGCCGACCUAGAUGAGAAGAAGACUAUAGCAGAAGCUCCCAAUGCUAUAUAUUACAAAUGCCGCCAGUUAUCUAGGCGACGCACAUAUUUGCAACCAGUGACCAUCACUGCACACAACUUAAAUAUCCCCAUGUUCCCCAAAUCCCCCAUCGCCACGCCGCCCCGCGCGGCCCUCCAGGGCCAGGGCCGCUCCCGGAGCGGCUCGGUCUCCAACAACGCAGCGACCAAUUCACGCCCCUCCAGCCCGGAACCCCCCACCUCACAACCGCCUUCGCAACCACCCUCACAACCAACAUCUACCUCCCCUAGCGCUGCACCUUCCCGCAACCCCUCUACGAAAUCCACCACCAUCGACAAAGAUGAUCGCAUCGCGCACCUCGAAGCCGAUGCCGCCGUCAUGGAAGGCACAUUCGUGCAGGAGCUCGAGCACCUCUCCGCCAAGCUGGGCCACCAGGCCGAAGUCGCGCACUUCUGGCAGCUCAAGUACAGCAGUCUACACGCCGCACAUGGAGCCCUCGAGGCGCGCCUGGCGGACUGCAGGGCUGAGAUAGAGGAGCGCGCGCGCGAGCUAGACGAGCGGGAGGACCGGGAGAGGGACUCCACAACGCGCAUCUCGAGCUUGCUGAUUGAGCGCGAGGCGCUACGCGAGGGGUUCGCUGGGGCGCGACGCGAGGCGCAAGGCAGGGAGUCGGAGGUGGAGGGGCUGCGAGCGCAGGUGCGAGGGCUGAAGGAGUUUGUUUCUACGAGUGGGAGGUCGGAGGGGCAGGUUACGGAUGAGGUUAUCGCGGAGGGCUUCUCGGCGCUCGGGAGCGGGCUGCAGAAUUGGGUGUUGAGGAAUUUUAGGCGCGCGAAGAUGGAUGUUAAAGAAGUGAAGGAGGGAACGCGGGAGCGGCUUGAGGAGCUGUGCCCGUUAUGGGAGGGACUGGCGGGGACGGCGAAGGUGCACCUCAUACAGAGUAUUGUGUCGAUGCUGCUUGUGAAAAGGGUGUUUCAGAGAUACUUCGUCGGACUGCCUGAAGAAAGGGAGAAAGAACUGAUCGGAUUUGAAGCAUGGCUGGCAUCGACAUCGGGGAGUGCGGGGGAUGUGAACCAGUGGCGCUCGUCCACAUUAGGGCUCAUCAAUAAGAAGGGCUCGCUAGAUAAUCUAGGGGUUAAGACGGAAGAGGUCGCGGCAUCUGUCGUCAGGGAAGCCAUGGCUAUUUUAGAGGAUAUUACGGAUGUUGAACGGGACGCGGGGAGGGAAGUGACAUUGCGAGCACUGAUCAUCGAGGCCAUUACCCUAUCUAGGAUGCUUAGGGUGCAGAAGGCAAGUUUUAAGCCGAUCAUGACGGUUGUUGAAGGACAUCAGAUUAAUAUCUUUGAUUCCGAAACCAUGGAUGAUAUAGGUGGGGAGGAUGAAGAGACAUUAGAGGGCAGAGAUAUUCUCUGCAUGACGUUUCCUGGAGUCUUAAAGGAGGGAGAUGAGAAUGGCCAGCGCAUGCAGCUUCGGAAUAUCAUUGCUAGAUCGAAGGUUCUCUGUUCACCAGACUAAAAUCACAGGUAGUACAAAUCUCUAGCACG